Molecule: messenger RNA, 987 nt
Organism: Fusarium verticillioides 7600
Lineage: Eukaryota; Fungi; Ascomycota; Sordariomycetes; Hypocreales; Nectriaceae
Exons: 1
Coding region: 1-987 (328 amino acids)
Biological process (GO): regulation of DNA-templated transcription
Molecular function (GO): zinc ion binding; DNA-binding transcription factor activity, RNA polymerase II-specific
Source: RefSeq, a predicted model, not a curated record
AUGGCAGAUCUCCGACAAGCGUGUGAUCGAUGUCACAGUAAAAAGCUAAAAUGUACAAAGAUCCCUGCCUCUUCAGUCUGUACUCGCUGUGUCAAAGCUGGAGUCACCUGUCUCUUCAGUCCUCCAACUCGGUCUCUGCGCCAUCCUGACAAUGUUACCUUCAACUGGUCUAUGCUUGGCCUGGACGAGCCUACAGUCGAUCCAGUUCCUAGCUUUGACCUAGAUCCACUUAUCACAACGCCGCCUGUUAGCGAAGAUACAGAUCCUCCUCCACCUCCACCAGCUAAAGUCACUGAGAUAUCUCAGUUGACAGAUCUCAUGGCUGGGCUGGAUCGGCUACGGACAAACUUUCCAACCUCGCAAAUGGAUCAUUUAUCUGCAAGGGAACUCACCGACUUCAUGAAGAUAUGCAAGUUUGAUCUUGGAUCAUUCCUUGAAGAUCUGCUACAGCGUUCACAAAAGCUACUUCACUUAUAUCCUGAAGUCCUCAAGCGACUUGAACCCGAGGAUAUCAGCUGCGAUGCGCCGGACUGCAUACAUAACGCACAAAAGCAAUUUUCGGUUUCAAAAUCCAGAGUUCCUAUCGACCAGUCUCUUAUUCACCUCAUCAUGGCCUGUCAUCUUCGUCUACUAGACAUCUUUGACAUGAUCACUAACCAUGGGCGUAUGUGUGCUCAUGCUGUACCGCUGUUACCCAGAGAACAGGAACCCAAGUUCGAUAUGCCCGAGAUCAAGAUCGGCUCUUUCGUUGCCCCGAAAAUGUCUGCAGCUUCAAUGAUGAUCGCAAUGGUGAUUGAGCUCCAGCAUUCCCUGAGCUCAAGGGCAGAGCAACUGGAAAAUGCGGUCUCAUUAGCUGUAGGCAAUGAGUCAAAAGCAGCAAAGAUCAUCAGUCUUCAAUGCGAGUUAUUGAAAGAACGAGCUUCGGACACUCUUGAUGGUCUUUGUUCUCUUCGAGAUAACCUCAUGAAACUUGGUGUCAUCAGAUGA